AUGGGCACGUCUGCGGAGGACGAGCGCACCGCCAGCCCCAGAGACCAGGAAUGGCCGGAAGCGGAGAAGGCUGAGAAACUGGCCAGAGGAGCUGCUCUGAAAUGGGCUUCAGGGGUGUUUUACCGCCCGGAGAACCUGGAGGGGCUGGGGCAGUACCGGAGCAGAGAGACACAGAGGAACAGCUCCAUCCAGUCCCGCCUGAAGUCCACCGUGCAGUCCUACCUGGAGGGGGUGAGCCUGGGUCUGGAGCAGCUGCGCGGGGCGGCGCGGGAGGCGCGGAGUGUGUGCCGGGAGCUGGGGGCCGCGCGCUGGGCCCUGCUGGACUGCGCUGAGCACGGGCAGCACCUGCGGCCGCUGCGGGCACUGGGAGCCCAGCACCUGCAGCUGGCCUCGGUGGUCCAGCUGCUGCCCCAGCUCUUCUCGGUCCAGGAGGUUUGUUCCCAUACCCUGCAGCUGCUCCGUGGGCAGCAGCUCCUGGAGGCCCACGCAGAGCUCAUGAUGCUGGAGCACCUCCGGGAUGACAUCCUCUCCCAGCUGCACCUCCGUGGGCUCUCCAGUGCCCAGGCAACAGUGCUCUCCUACUUCAGUGGCCUGCAGGAGCUCAACAAGAGCCUGGCCAAGCAGCUGUGGGACAUCGUGGGCAGCAGCUUGAGGCUGGUGCGUGAGGACCCAGUUCUCUUUGUCACCGCUGUCAGGAUCAUCGAGCGGGAGGAGAAAAUAGACAAUGCUCUGCUCCUGGAGGCCUCCUUCCUGCCCCCCAGCCGCCCCAAGGCCUGGAGGCAGAAGUUUUACCACGUCCUUCAGGAGACCAUCACAGGAUCCCUGUUCCAUGCCCCUCACGUGGACGCUGAGGGGCCAGGGCUGGCCAGGCACCUGGCAGCGCUGCAGAAGGACAUCGUGUCCCAGCUGCGUGUGGUGAAGGAUCUGAUGGUCCAGUGUGUCCCAGCUCACUAUGACAUCCUCAACGUCUGCACUGCUACCUACCACCAGACCCUCAGCAGCCACCUCCAGGACAUCCUUCGAGAGAACCUGGACAAACAGGGGCUCUUCCUCCUCCUUGAGUGGGCUCUUCAUGUCUAUCACAGCUCAGAGAUGAUGGGUCACCCUGACCUUCUCCCAGAAGUCGAUGUUUCUUCUCUGGGUCCCUUGAUGUCCCCUGAGCUUGUGGAUCAGACAGAGAGGAAAUACGUGGUGAAAGUCAAGGCUAGUGUGCUUGAGUGGAUGCAGAGGACCUUGGAGGUGGAGUUCAAGGAGUGGUUCAGGGAAGAGGAACCUGAGACAGACCAUCAGGGUUUCUUCCAGUCAGCCCUGCCUGUCAUUGUCAUGCAGAUGCUGAAUGAGAACAUCCAGGUGGCCUCCUUGAUCACUGAGUCUCUGCAGCAGAAGGUCUACAACAUGGCCAUGGAGGAGCUGGAGGCAUUUCUGGGCCGGCUGCGGGACGCGCUGGGGCGCUGCGGGAAGGAGCGCCAGAAGGACCGGGCGCUGCCCAAGCACUACACCUCCUACCUGCUGGCCAUGCUCAACAACACCCUGGCCCUCAGCUCCUCUGUCUCCUCCCUGCACCCCGACUCUGCCCACAGAGAAGUCCCUGCAUCCCUCCAGGCUGCCCUAGACAGGACUGAGAAGAAGGCCUGCCAGCUGCUGCUGGAGGAACUGCUCCUGGACCUGCAGCCCCUCUGCCUGCAGCUGCCUUCCCGCAAGUGGCUCUCGGGGUCCCAGCUGGUCAGCAACAUGUGUGAGGUGAUUGACAAGUACACCAAGGACUUCUCCCACCUCAGGAAACCCGUCUUCACUGUCCUGCUGAUGGAGACCGAGCUCCUGGUGACCAGCCAGUACCUCCGGGCCCUCAUGCAGAAGAGGCUGGUGUGCAGGAGCGCGGAGGAGCGGGGGCAGCUGUGCCAGCGCCUGCUGCAGGACGCCACGCAGCUGCGGGAACUCUUCUGUGGCCUGGGUCUGGACAGGAGCCAGCAGAGCCUGGAGGCCAUUUUUGCCCUGCGAGAGCUGAUCUGCCUCAGGGACCCUGCACUGCUCAGCCUGGAGGUGCUGGGCUUCAUCACCAAGUACCCUGACGUCAGUGAUGAGCACAUCUCCACCCUGCUGGAUCUGCGGGGGGACGUCUCCAGGGAGGUGAGGCACGUGGUGCUGGAGAUGAUGCUGCAGCACCCCCAGGUCCUGCCCCAGGACUACAGGCCCAUCUUCAGCACCAUCUUGGUCCCUGCACCGGAGCUGCGCUUCUGCCUGGGCAAGGGCAAGUGUGCCUGACACUGCCC
Molecule: messenger RNA, 2270 nt
Organism: Chaetura pelagica (chimney swift)
Lineage: Eukaryota; Metazoa; Chordata; Aves; Apodiformes; Apodidae
Gene: EXOC3L1
Product: exocyst complex component 3-like 1
Exons: 13
Coding region: 1-2262 (753 amino acids)
Biological process (GO): exocyst localization; exocytosis
Cellular component (GO): exocyst
Molecular function (GO): SNARE binding
Source: RefSeq, a predicted model, not a curated record